AUGAUACUAGGACUCGGGGUGGACCUCGUCCAUAUCCUGCGGUUCUCCCGGCUCCUUGCCAAAGGUGAGCCAUUCACGAAAAAGCUAUAUGAAAGAAUACUCCAUCCUCGGGAACUCAGUCAAUUAAAGCUCCUAGAUGAGAAGUCAACCACUCGGUUUAUCGCAGGCAGCUGGGCUGCCAAAGAAGCUGUAUUCAAGACAUUGGAGGAGAAGGAGCAGGCGACUUUUCAGUUCAAGCAGUGGUACCGUUAUAAAGAGGGUAAACGGCCGGCUAUUGGCUCAGAAACAAGUAAUGACUCUUUCAUGUUGAGCAUCUCUCACGAUGACGACAUGCUCAUAGCCACUGUGCUACGGCAGGGUCCAGCAAAGAAAUAG
Messenger RNA from Candidozyma duobushaemuli, 375 nucleotides. RefSeq names its product holo-[acyl-carrier-protein] synthase (gene PPT2). The transcript has a single exon. Gene Ontology annotation, biological process: fatty acid biosynthetic process. NCBI's taxonomy places the organism in Eukaryota, Fungi, Ascomycota, Pichiomycetes, Serinales, Metschnikowiaceae. Gene Ontology annotation, molecular function: holo-[acyl-carrier-protein] synthase activity; magnesium ion binding. The record is from RefSeq and is a predicted model, not a curated record. The coding region runs from base 1 to 375 and encodes 124 amino acids.